Molecule: messenger RNA, 465 nt
Organism: Penicillium macrosclerotiorum
Lineage: Eukaryota; Fungi; Ascomycota; Eurotiomycetes; Eurotiales; Aspergillaceae
Exons: 2
Coding region: 1-465 (154 amino acids)
Source: RefSeq, a predicted model, not a curated record
AUGAAGCUCACCGGUGCCCUCCUCGCCUCUCUCGCAGCCAGCGCCGCCGCCUUCGACAAGUAUCAGCCAUGGGGUAAACGCGACUACGCCUGCGUCAACGUCUACCAAGGUAUCCCAGACAACUCGACCGUGAUCGCUGGCCAGACCGUCCACGUCCGGUUCAACCGACAGCCAACGACCCACUGUGCCGACCCGCUAGCCAAGUACCCGGGCGACAAAUACAGCGUCUGGUUAUACAACAAUCCCGUGCGUAAUCUGGAUACCAUCAAGUUCGACCAGCAGAUCAAGCUGGUCGACGGUAUCCCCGAGUCCGCUGGCGUAGUGGACGUCAAGAUCCCCAAGAACCUGCCCAAAGUCAAAGACGGCUCGGUGUGGUACCUGCGCCUGGGGACUUCGCUGUCGACCGCGCCACAGGUGAGUUCUGCUUUCGUAUACUCCGGAAGCCAGAUAGGGUGGAUACGCUAA